AUGCAGCAGGUCCAGGAGAAGGUGGGGGAUGAACUGAGCAUGGGUGGGGCCGGGACCCGGCCAGUGCUCAGGACAAUGCCAUGUACGGGCACCACCCAUGCUCAGUUCAUCCCCCACCUUCUCCUGGGCCUGCUCCAUAGAGCCAGCUCUUCAGGAGCCACCUUGUACUGUCAUUGUUCCAACAAGACCCAGGCCAACCCUGCCCUGAGUCUCUGUGGGAAAGAGUGGCUGCUGGAUUCAGACCCCAAAUGGGCUGGGAGUGGUCUCUGCGGGGGCGGGUCAGGGUCUCACACCCUCCAGCAGAUGUGCUGCUGCCACCUGUGUCCCAACAGGCGCCUCCUCCGCAAUUACAAAGAGUUCUGCAAUGAUGGCGCCCACUACCUCGCGCUGAAGGCGGACCUGUGCUCAUGGAGGGAGGCAGACUCCUGGGCUCUGAUCUCCCAGCGCCAGUGGGAGGAGGAGGGCGGCGGGACACUGAAGGCCUAUGUGGAGGGGACGCGUGUGGAUUCACUCCGCAGAUACUUUGAGAACCUGCGGAGAGCAGAGCCUCCGAAGACCCAGGUGACCCACCACCAGGAACUCCAUGUCCCUGAGGGAGAGGUCACACUGAGGUGCUGGGCCCGGGGCUUCUACCCGGCGGACAUCGUCUUGACCUGGCAGCGGGACGGCGAGGACCAGACCCAGGACAUGGAGCUGGUGGAGACGAGGCCUACGGGGGAUGGGACCUUCCAGAAGUGGGCAGCUGUGGUGGUGCCCUCCGGGGAGGAGCAGAGAUACACGUGCCUAGUGCAGCAUGAGGGGCUACCUGAGCCCCUCACCCUGAGAUGGGAACUGCCUUCCCAGCGCACCAUCCCCAUUGUGGGAAUAGUUGUUGGCCUGGUUCUCCUCGCAGCUGUGGUCAUUGGAGCUGUGGUUGUAUUUGUGAUCCGGAGGAAGAAGUGCUCAGCUAGAAUGGGUGGGGCCUGGACACAGGCAGUGCUCAGGACAAUGAGAUUUUGGUGGACACUUCUCAGCCAGGUCACCUUCACACCUCUCUUGUCUUUAUUCCUUCAGUAG
This is a messenger RNA of Echinops telfairi (small Madagascar hedgehog), 1056 nucleotides long. RefSeq names its product patr class I histocompatibility antigen, B-2 alpha chain-like. Gene Ontology annotation, cellular component: external side of plasma membrane. The record is from RefSeq and is a predicted model, not a curated record. Gene Ontology annotation, biological process: immune response; antigen processing and presentation of endogenous peptide antigen via MHC class Ib; antigen processing and presentation of endogenous peptide antigen via MHC class I via ER pathway, TAP-independent. NCBI's taxonomy places the organism in Eukaryota, Metazoa, Chordata, Mammalia, Afrosoricida, Tenrecidae. Gene Ontology annotation, molecular function: peptide antigen binding; signaling receptor binding.